CGCCGCCCGAACCGGAGACCGAGCGCGGUCCGUGAGCGGGGGGCGGAGGGGAAUGGGGACACCCCGGGGGCGGUCCGCGGCCCCGAUCCUGCCCCGGGGGCUGAGCCGGGCUGGCCCCUCCUCCGGCACGGCCUCCCGCGGGGCGGCGGGCCCCGAGCGCAGAGCGGCGGCGGCGGGGCGCGCUCCGAGCCCGCUCCGCCGGGCCAUGGCGAGCGGCGGCGCCGCGCCCGGGGGCUCGGGCUCGGGCCCGGGCUCGGGCACGGCGCUGCCCACCCGUUUCCAGGAGACCGAGAAGCUGCUGGCGCCCACCGAGGGCCGCGAGGAGAAGGGCCUCCGCGGCUCCAAAUCCUUCACGGCCGCCUUGGCCGCCGAGGCGGAGCGCAACGGGCACGGGCUCGCCUACAAGUCGGUGUCGGUCGGGCACCUGGAGGCGGCCCCGCUGUCACCGUCCCGGCUCAGCCUGGGCAGAGCCUCCUCCACGGCCACCAGCACGGCGGCACCGGAGCAGGGCCGCCCGCGGGACUACCUGCUGCUCGCCAUGUUCUCCUGCUUCUGCCCCGUCUGGCCCAUCAACGUCGUGGCCCUCGUCUUCUCCAUCAUGUCGAGGAACAGCGGGCAGCAAGGGGACAUGGACGGAGCCCGGCGACUCGGCCGCAUGGCCAGGCUGCUCAGCAUCGUCUCCAUUAUCCUGGGGACCAUCAUCAUCGUGCUCUACAUUGCACUCAGCGUCAGAGUUUCCUAGAAGACGUUUCAGCAUGCAAAUACCUCGAAGAGGAGGAAGACAACUUUCCUUUUGGGGUUUUUACUUUCAGCCUUGCAACAAAAAAUUGUCACAGUGUAGGUGGGCAGCCCUAGACAGCCUGCUCUGGAGCGCCGUCUGAAGGAACGCAUGCUUCUACUUCACCGCCUCUUGGAAACGAGUCCGUACAAGUGAUGGGUUAAAAUACAUGUCACAAGAAGGAAUGGGAAAGGACAUCAGAUGCCGAGCGGAGAGGAGAAGGGGGAAGUCUACUACCUCAUUCCCCUCCAGCAAAAUUCACGGAGCGGGGAGACAAUUAAAGCGCAAGAGGAGGAGAGAGUUUUGAGAAUGAAGCUUGUUUAAAAGAGAAAUUUAAGGCGAGAACAGGACGUUUCGAGGAAUCCUCCUAAGAAUUUUGGCACAAGUCACUGAAUUUUUGGGGCGUUGUUGGUUUGGUUUUUAAAGCGUCGAAUUCUGUGUAUCUACAGAAAAAAAAAAUAAGAAAAAAAAAGAAAAAAAAAAAAAAGAAAGAAAAAACAAAACACAAAGCUCAAACUGCCAUCAGGAGCUGAGAGCUGUUCCACGGAGGAGGAGGAGAGCGGCAGCAGGACCAUGGCUCUGCUCCGAGCAAAGCGCAGCUGCAAGAGCUGGAGGAUGUGGUGGGUGCUUUUGUAUUUUUGAUGAAAAAAAACAACAAAAAAAGAGACAAUGACCAUUUGCAUGCCUUUGGGAAUGUUCUCCAUGUCUGUUCCUACGAGCUCUUUUAACACUUAGGGCAGAUCUCAGAGCUGGCAGAGCAGGAUGUUGCUGCAUGAGAACGCCAGGCUCCUUCUCACCCCAGUCCCACGGUGGGGUUUGUAAUGGAAGGCAAAAUAAUGCUUCCUCUGUGAACCCGCACAUUUCUCUCUCUGUGCACCCAAAGUGAGGUUAAUACUGUCCCUGCUGAGAAAAGAGCCUGGUUAAUCUGUAGCAGCAGUACCAAGGCACGGAGAGCCCAUUCUGCCCACUUAUGUCACGUCACGUCCAUCACACAAAAGCUUCAGAGUGAUCCAGCCCCCGCCACUGUCAGUCCUCGUCUCCCUGACCCUUCUGGGCUUCAGCUGAGGGUAUUCUGGGAGAUUUUCAUAGGCAUGGAGAAGGUUAAGGUCCCUGCCCCUGUCCUGCACCUCUCACACGCUCUUCUGCAUCUCUGAAAAUCUCCAGUAUCCCCAGAACUGGCUGGGGUCAGUUCCACAAGCAGUAUUAUUUUUUAAUGUUUUCUAUUUAUCAUAACAAGAAAACAGACUUUGCUCCUCCCAAUCCGCUUAUAGGUGCCCUGUGCCCCCCCACGUCUUCCACAACACGCGGUUCCUUGGCCGCUUCCCACGGGAUCUGAUCCCAACAUGCUCCCUCGAGCCUCCGUCCAUCCCCGUCCUCUCUUCCCGCCCCCAACUCCAUCCUCGCCGCGGGUUGUUCCUGGGGUUGGUUCUCUAUCCAGCCACCCAGACUAUGCAAAAUUUCAUCACCUGUUCUUUUAUUCAGGCUUUGUAGAUGGCUUCUGGCCAUAACCAUUGGCUCCGUGUUAGCCGAGCCUCUCUCUUCUGUCAAAACUUUGCGGGCACAAGUUGAUGGCCAAGAGCUGCCACUCCCUGGCCCUUCUGUUGUCCCCACCUGGCAGCCUGGGACCUGGAAAUCUGGAAUGUUCUGAGAAAUAAAGUGCUUCAGGGCACUUCUGCUCCCUACCAUCAAUCUCCUGAAAAAUAACCACAAACAAGCAAACCCCAAGCCUUAGAUCCGACCUAAUGCUUCCAAGGGCUUGUCUACAUGGAGAACCUACUGUACACCAUGAGAAACUUCACAACACGACUGCUUGGCACUGACUUCUUCUUUGGGGUGCGCGAGUGUGCGUGCAGGGUUAGCACAGGGCAGGGCUGCAGGGUAAACCCACGCUGUAGUUACUCUGGAGUAACUAAUGGGCGAAGCCACGGGCAUUGCUGUGAAAACUCUCGUCACCUCUUUGACUGCUUCUUUUUAAAGUGUUUUCUUUUGCCAGGCGUUAUUUGAAUCCAGGGGGUAGGAAAGCCAAAUCCCCUAGACAGGCUGUUAACGUUUUUCUCUACAUUAAAAGGGAUUCCAGGGAUUCAGAGCAAUAGCACAUCACUACAGCACUUUCUUGGGCUCCUUUCCCAGUGCUUUAUUAUAAACCAUUGGCUUCUAAAACGGACCAAACUCGCAACCUUUCUUUUGCAAUUAGUUUUUUGUGAGCUUCAGCAGAGCCCACUGAGCGCUGCUCGGUGUGAAACGCGGCUUGCUGGCAAACACACGCUAAUGUUUUUGUGAUACAGAAGGGCAGCCCUGCCUGUCCGUGCAUCUUCUGCCCUUUGCUCUCUAAGCUGCUGAAAUUCAGUUGAUGGUAAAGCUGAGCAAGCUCCUCCCUGGGCUGGAAGAGCUGACAUUCACGGAAAAGCACCACCAUGAGUUAUAGUACUUGAGAGCGCCAAGUAUUAAGUAAGAAUGUAAACGUUCUUUUAUCAUUAUAUAAAGCUUUUCAUCUAAAAUGCUUUACCACAGUUAAAAGACUAAACCUCGCCACACUCCAGGAUACUCUAAUUGCAUGGAUGGCAACGUUGCUCAGUCUCACGUGCACCGCACAGCUCUGAAAUAAACCCGUUUUUCUUUCUUCUCUUAAUAUAAAUAUGAGUGAAUUUAGAUUGUCUUUUAAUCUGAUUUUUUCCAAAGAGAUCUCGGCAAAAACACAUGCUACACUUCAAAAUAGACUGAAAUACCUGCAGUCGUAGGAACAAGGGGGAUUUGUGAGGCAGCUUGCAAUGGUUCUUGCAGUAGAGGUACCAGAAUUCAUCUGAAUGCAGGAGAAGGCAGCAGCUUUCCCAGAAAACCCUGCAGUGAUGAUUUAUUGCAUGUGCUCAAACACAGCUUAUGCUCCUGUACCACCGGGCUGCUGAGGCGAUUGCUUCUCAUCUCACUAUUCAGUCUAAUGAAAAACUAAGGCAAAUUCAUUUCAUUUUUAAUCUUCUUUUUGAUUAGAUACCAUCGUGCCGCUCUGCACUCUUGAAUACAGCUUUUUGGUCCUCAUACUGCACUUACAUCCAGGGGAAAGCCUCUACAGUAACCCCUGACAAAGUAUUUUCUCUCUUUGUAACCUGGAUCUUCAGUCCAUGGGAAGGAAACUCCCCAGGGUUAUCUGGAAAGUCUCUUCUCCCUGCUCUCUGCCAAUUUCUCAGUACACUUCUCAGUCUGACAUUUUGCAAAGGUUUUGCCACUAAAUCCUUGCUCUCCAUGGCACACAUGCUAUUAUCCCAGCUCAGCUGCCUGUUUGACUCUCUCAGGUGCAUUAACUUGUAUUUGUGAAGGAAGGAGUUGCUGAGCCCCCAGCCCUUGACACCCACCUCACCCGUGGCUGUGUUACCAGGGGGUAAAUCACAGCCGAACUUCAUCCUGAGGCCCCCAGCAGGCACGGUUCCUCCUUUGGUCUACACCUGGGGAACAACAGCAUCCCUCAUGACUUUUUGCUUAUUUAGUGUUCACCUAGGUGCAAAUUAUUCUUUUUCCUCAUCCGAGCACAACCAGUCCUUCUCCUUACCUUUGCUUUUAGCGCACAGGAGUGCGAUAACAAAAACUACGUAAUGAAAAGGCUUUCCUUCUCCAUCCCCACAAAUAAGCCUUGUUACUUAUGUCACAGCUCUUUGCCACCCGCUGCAGCCUCCUCUAGGCACACACAUCAGAGCAGAGUUGUCUGUGUUUGCAGCUGUAACAGCCAUGAAACCCUCAGGAUUUGGGCAACUUCUGCCCCUGGUGAAGCAGGUGGUGGGGCAGAAGUGGGGGAUCCAAGAGCCGUGGUGGUGAUCCAGCCUUACCUGACAGUGAAGUCGAGCUGGUAGGAGGAUAGCUUGCUGAAGAGAUGGAGAAGGUGGGAAACGUCUCUAAAUGUGAGUUGAAGUAGGAGUUACGAUCGACAAGUGUGAGGUCCUGGUGGGAUAUAAAUACACGUUUGCACUGCUCGGGAAAGAGCCUCUGAGUGGAGAGCGUGGCUGGUGGCACCUUGUUGGCAAUGGUGUCCCCGGGCUCUUCUCCCCAGGGUUUUGGGGACAGUCGGGGUCUGCAGGGUGGCACAGAAGAGCCCUUGCUGGGCACAGCAAUGCUAAAUCCAAGGCCUAAGCUGAACAAGCGAUGUGCUGCUACUGAGCAGAGGUGCUUGCUUGGUUUCAUACGUCUUCUUGUAGGAUGCAAUGACCGAUGGUCAGAGAGGUCUAGCAGGAGUCAGUCGGUCACAGCAAAUGCUGGCUCAGACCAAAGGAGGAAAGAAAGUGACAAAGGGUUUGAUUUCAGUUUGCUGCAUUGAUGAUGAAUUUGCUUUUUCUGGUCGGUAUUUCACUCCGUUCCAGUUUGCUCCUCUCUCCCCAUCUUUGCCAGUUCAACUUGCAUUCUCAUGCAAUGCACAAGUGUCACAGGCUCUUCCCUCCCAUCUUCUGCCUGUUGUUUAGUCCGAGACAGGUCUUGUUGGCAAUGAGAUGCCCUUGCUGGGCUUUGCUGAAAGGGGUUAUCGAGGGGCAGGGAACCUGCUCCUCCAGGGCUGUGGACUCCAGCAUGUACCGCUGCAGUAACUGACCUUCCAAAUACAGGCUUCUCCAUGUAGACAAGGGGAGCAGAUCCCGCCUUGGAGAUAGAAUUAAAACUCCGUUUCCAUUCUGUCUGAGUCCAGGGAGAGGCUGCAGAAAUGCACCCACUGGGCUGGUCCCAUGACUUCUUGAUUUUUCCCCCUGAUGCCCCCCAUCUUGCCCUAUCACUGUGUUACCACAGAACCACAUCCAGGGCCACACAGUCAAGCUGAAAUAAUUUCAGAUUUGAAGUCGAUUUUUUUCAGCAUACAUCCUUUAAUAUCGGCAAAGACAGAUCUGGACUGAAGACUCCCAUGCUUGGGCACAAGCCAAGGGGGUGGGGGGGUGAAAGCAGCCUUUUCAAAGCAGGAAUAUUUGUAAAGCAUUUGCUGACACCAGUAGGUAGCAAAAUUGAAACCUAUAAAUACCCAUCCAGGAUAAGAAACGUCAGAAAGGGAACGUGUGCAGGAUUCACCAAGGCAACCCUGACAGCACUUUGGGUGCCCUCGUUAGAUGGUGCCCAGGAGACGACCCUUUGCGUGGAUGUGCAGGGUCUCUGCCCCCACUGCCACAACCACCAUCCAUGCGCCGGCUCCUCCUGUUUCGAACCCAAACUGGAGGAGCCGUGUUUCACAGACAGCAUGAACACAUCAGGAAUUGCAGCUGGGCGCUUCUCUUUGCUGAUAAACGUUUCUUUUUCUGCAGGAUGGUAUGGUAUAUCUUAUAUACUUUCUUUGUAUUUCUUGGCAUGAGAAAAAAAUUAAAAUGUAACAUGCAUGGUCAAA
Molecule: messenger RNA, 6119 nt
Organism: Columba livia (rock pigeon)
Lineage: Eukaryota; Metazoa; Chordata; Aves; Columbiformes; Columbidae
Gene: TRARG1
Product: trafficking regulator of GLUT4 (SLC2A4) 1
Exons: 3
Coding region: 53-742 (229 amino acids)
Cellular component (GO): membrane
Source: RefSeq, a predicted model, not a curated record